Molecule: messenger RNA, 5650 nt
Organism: Lytechinus pictus (painted urchin)
Lineage: Eukaryota; Metazoa; Echinodermata; Echinoidea; Temnopleuroida; Toxopneustidae
Product: haloacid dehalogenase-like hydrolase domain-containing 5
Exons: 8
Coding region: 405-1904 (499 amino acids)
Biological process (GO): glycerophospholipid biosynthetic process
Cellular component (GO): mitochondrion
Source: RefSeq, a predicted model, not a curated record
GUCGAUCACGUCACAUCUGCUCGGCGAAUCGUGAUUAGUCUAAAUUUUCCCUCGUUUUGCUAUUUUGUGAACAGUAGUACCCUUUACUAUCAUGUAUAAGAGCUCCAGCGAUCUUCCAAUACUGUUCUGUGUAGAAGACUACAAGAAAUCAUCCGGCUGUAUUACGUCGUAAAAUAAGCGAAGGCGAAUUCGCCGGUUACUGAAAGUUCUGUUUGCGUCGAAAUCAACCGUAAAAAUCCCACAUACUUUCUUCAUCAACCUAUCAAUAGAACUUCUGAUUUUCUCAGGAAGAAGUACUUGGAGAGUGAUGUUGAUUUUGGGGAGAAUAUUGCCAGGCAAUUUUAUGGUUGGUUGUUUGCGGCGGAGCAGCAGUUCCCCGUUAUAGACUGCGCUGCUUGUUGUGCAUGCAGAGAGGGGCUGAGACCGAGACGGGCUCGAGGAGGACAGGGACAAUCCAUCCACUGCAUGUGCAUGCCGCAUUGCCAUUGUCUUUGACACUACUCCACUCUAGAUUAGACAGAACUGCCGCUACAUCUUGCUUCAUCAUGGUUUCUUUGGGGCGGUUUGCCUCAAGAACAUUAUUUAGAGUGCCCACAAGCAACGUGUAUUGCUCUCACAACCACAGGAGAAGAUUAUGUUUAUCACAUCAGCAUUUUCAAGAACAAAACCUCCCAAGCUUUGGCCUUCUGUUUGAUAUUGAUGGUGUCCUGAAGAGGGGAAAGACAGUACUACCUGAAGCUCAGAAAGCAUUUCGUCUCCUAACGAAUGACAAAGGAAAGAUGAGAGUACCCACUGUGUUCAUCACUAAUGCUGGAAAUUCACUCAGAGAACAAAAAGCCAGUGAACUUACAGAUAUCUUAGAAGUACCAAUCACCCCAGAUCAAGUUGUUAUGUCCCACAGUCCUCUCAGGAUACUGCCUCAGUUUCAUGAUAAGCAUGUCUUGGUGUCUGGUCAAGGGCCUGUUGUGGAAAUAGCUAACAUGUUGGGUUUUAACAAAGUCAUCACUAUUGAAGAGGUACGGGAUCUGUUUCCUCACUUAGACUGUGUGAGUCAUAAACGCAGGAGACCAUCCUCAAGUCCAUCCACAGAGAGAGUAUUACCACCGAUAGAAGCUGUAGUACUAUUUGGUGAACCAGUAAGGUGGGAGACCAACCUACAGCUCAUUCUUGAUGUGUUGAUGACAGACGGUCAGUUGGAACUCAAACCUUUAACAGUACCACGGCCACAUAUUCCAAUCUUAGGCUGUAAUAUGGACCUGCUGUGGAUGGCUGAGGCACAUCUACCAAGGUUGGGACAUGGUUCAUUUCUCCUUUGUCUAGAAGCACUGUACAAGAAAGUAACAGGGCAUGACCUAAGAUACACGGUGUUGACAGGGAAGCCAAGUCAGAUCACAUACCACUAUGCUGAGCAUGUACUCAAGCAACAAGCUAGGACUAUGGGCAUUCAACAAAGUGUGAGGACACUUUAUGCUAUAGGUGACAACCCAAUGACAGACAUCUACGGUGCUAAUCUUUACAACCACUACCUGACAUACAUGAACAUGAGCCGUGUAAAGAAGUCAAUGAGCAUAGGUAGCUCCAUGAACGACCCUGGUGACAAAUACAGACCUUCCCUUGGCGGUACGCCUGGCAGUGAUUUCCAUGACUCCUCGAUUAACCUAGACAAAGACUGGAAUGACAUCAUUGCAGAAGAAGGAGCUGAAAGCAUAGAGUCGAUCCUUGUAUGUACUGGUGUGUACUCUAAAAGAGACAGUGUGGAGAAGAUAGAACGUGAUUCAGACCUUGAUCUAGAUCACGGCCACAGGGACUUUAAACACGAUCCUGAUCUUCUACGUCCUUCCAUUGAAGUCCAAGAUGUAUUAGAGGCAAUAGAAGAGAUAUUCAAGAUUGAAAAAUUUUCUUGACCCUUGUCAGGAUUCAUUUACUAUGUUGUCACUUCACCAAAUAUUUUCUAUUGUUCGACACUUGUGGGCUUUCAGUGUUAGUGGAGGUGUUUUGAUGUACGUGUGUGUGCGCAUUAAGAAUGGAAUACAUACUCCUCUAUAGUAAACCCCAAUGAAGAUGAAGAAUGAUUGAGAGCAUUUUAAUAUUUCAAGUGAGUACAUGCUAAUGUCCUUUUAGGUGAUUCUUUCUUUAUUUUGGUUUAUUGUGGCAUCCUUGCUGUCGUUAGACUUCCUAUAGGAGUUUUACAUAGUUUUGGGCAGCUCAGUUACCUCAACUGUACAAAGACUUUCCCCAAGACCCUGUUCCAUAAAACAUUUGCAAAUUACUAUUUUGACUAUCAUAUAUAUAGUGGUGCUAAAAAGUUGGUGAACUGCACCAGAAAAUGAAAAUAUUUAAAGUGUUCAAGUUCUGCCAUCUUUUAGAUAUCUAAUUGUGAAGUCAGGUGAUAAAAUAUUUCAUUCAAUUAGUUUGUUUCACAAGGCUCGCCGGACAUUGUAGUGUUGUUGUCUUUUCCUGAUGGGGUUCACUAACCUGCUAGCAACACUGUAAAUAUAUAUUCCCUUUUUUUUCAGCAAAUUAAAUUUUAUUUUUGUUAAAAUGGAUUGUUUUCAUUAAACUUUACAAUUUUUAGCUCAUGGAUCAGUUUAUGCCAUGGUAUCCAUCGUCUGUCGUCCGUCCACAAUUUCAAAAUGCUUCUUCUUCGUCAUUUCAAAUCCGAUUUCAAUUCUGUUUGCUAUAUAUGAUAGCACUAGGUGGGGGAUUCAAAACUUCUGCACAGAAUUUUGAAACUCAUUAAAUAUGCUAAUUUAUGCACAUUUUUUAAAAUUCACGUAAAUUGCUUCUUCUUUACUUGUUGACCGAUUUUGAUUUUCUUUCUUCCAUCAGGUAGAGCUUCAUGAGGUUCACCAAACUUCUACACUGAAUUUUGAAAUUAUUUUGAGUAGAAAAUUAUUUACGCUAAUUAACGCGAAAUUUACUCAUAAAUCACAGAAAAUGCCUCUUCUUUAUUUGUUGACUGAUAUUGAUUUUUUUUUCCAUUUAGUAGAGCUGCAUGUGGUUCACCAAACUUGUACACAGAAUUUUGAAAUUUUGUCUAGAAAAUUCUUUAAAUUUAUGUGAAUUUUUUUCAUAAAUCACAAAAAAUGCUUUUUCUACUUCAUUUGUUGAUCAAUUUCAAUUUUGUUUGCUUUAUAUGGUAGCUCUAGGUGGGGAUACAAAAAUUCUACACAGAAUUUUGAAACUCAUUUAAUAUGCUAAUUUAUGCAUAUUUUCAAAACUCACAAUAAAUGCUUAUUUAUUUGUUGACCGAUUUUGCUUUUCUUUUGUUCCAUCUAAGAGCUACAUUAGUUCACCAAGGUUCUACACAGAAUUUAGAAAUUUUGAGUAGAAAAUUAUUUAUGCUAAUUUGUACAAAAUUUAUUCAUAAAUCACAAAAUUGCUUUUUCUACUUCAUUUGUUGAUCAAUUUCAAUUUUGUUUGCUUUAUAUGGUAGCUCUAGGUGGGGAUACAAAAAUUCUACACAGAAUUUUGAAACUCAUUUAAUAUGCUAAUUUAUGCAUAUUUUCAAAACUCACAAUAAAUGCUUAUUUAUUUGUUGACCGAUUUUGCUUUUCUUUUGUUCCAUCUAAGAGCUACAUUAGGUUCACCAAGGUUCUACACAGAAUUUAGACAUUUUGAGUAGAAAAUUAUUUAUGCUAAUUUGUACAAAAUUUAUUCAUAAAUCACAAAAAUUGCUUCUCUGUCAUUUCUUCAUCAGUUUUAAUUCUGUUUCCUCAAUUUAUGUCACCAAUGUAAUUCACUACAGUGUCAACUGGGCUGAAAUUAAAAAUUGUGUUGAAUUUCGUUGCAAGAUGCUGGAUGAGCACCACAUCACUGAUGUGCUAGUUUGGUUUGAAUAAGUGUUUCCUCAAUAUAAGUACAAUUUCAUAAAUGAUAGAACAUAACGAUAAAACAUGUAAUAGAAAGAAAGAACAUAUUUGGUUACAUUCCCUGAUCAAGUGUGGAAUGAUGAGAGCCAUGUAUGAUAUUACAGCCAAGUCUUCAUUUCUUAUGGCUCUUUUGAAAGUUUUGACUUGCAAUGUUUUAUCAAGUCAUCAGCGUUACAUUUAUAACCUGUGUGGUUCCGUCAGACUUUUAAAAAGAAUUUAGAGGGAUGGUAAAUACAUCGUCACACAUGCAGGGUAUCAAUUCUAAUAGUGCACAAACUUCAUGUAGUGAUAUAUUGUAGGGAUUGGACAUAGUCAUGAAAUCUUGUAAGAGAUAAUAGAUCGAUAAAGAGAAAAAGAGAGGUUAAGAGCUAGAAUAUCUUGGAAACAUGCAUUUUAUGCUUAGUUGCCGUUUUCUGCUCAAGGCUUGUUGAUGCCAAAGAAGAGUGGACCUUUCAUGAAAUGAGGGAACAAGUGUAGCACAUAGGAAAAUUGGAUGUGCUGAAGAAAUAGUUUGUAGUUUUGAAAUAUAUUUAUUAUUAAAAACUACUGUACGUUAUAUAUAUGGAUUUAUAUAGAAUAUUAUCAUGGUUGCCAGAUAUUAUUUAAAGAAGUAAAAAUAAUUAGAACUGUAUGCCUGUGAAGAAAAAAACUAGAGGGGUUGAUGCCUAAGACAGGUUUAGAAAUCAUGCUUCCUUGAAAACCCCGUAAUCUUUGAAUGAUAGCUGGUGUGCACAUUAUAGUAUACUGGUGUAUUGUUUUUCCAUGGUUGUUGUGCUGUUGAAGACAUAAUGUAUUGUAAUUCAAAAAUUGUAUAGCUUAUCUUGUUUUUUUAAAGGACAUGAUAAUUUAUCCCCCAUUUGUCUAGCAAAGUCUACUUUGUUUAAUUUGUAUGUUUUCCUCAACCCUGUUAUUUGCAGUUCAUAUUCAGUUCAGUAUUUUGUUAAUGUAAAUCCAUGAUAAUACUACGUGGAUGUUGAGGUAAACAAGGUUAUUCCUUUAUGCCCUUGUGGAGUUAAAUACAUUUUCGACAAACUAAAUAUUGCUUUUUUUGAUACUCCAAUUUGCAUUGCAUAUCUUUUGAAUAAAAUAUCAGUAGUGAGUUAAGGCAGAUAUCAUUAAACCCAUAUUUUAUGAUAGCAAUGUCUGUUAUUCAAAUAUAUUUCAGAUCAGAGAGUAAUAGAUGGAUGAAAUUAUACUGCACAAACUCAUCCAUGUAGUCAUUUGAUUGAACCAACUGCAGUUGCAGAUCCAAACAUAUUAUUUAACUGAAAAAAAGAACACAAACACCUUUUAAUUUUUUUUCUUUUGUUUGGUUUACUUCUUUGAAAGUCAUUGAAUGUGUAAAGCAUUUUAUAUCAUAUUAUGAACAAAUUAUCAUCAAACUUAAAAUAGAUUUCACAUUUUGCCAUCAUGCUUAAAAUUCUCUUGUUCAAUAAGUGCAAUCUUUUAUUGCACUAUAAAAAAAUACUUAUGUUUUUCCUAAAAUGUAUCUUUUCCCUGUUCUAUGUUACAAGAUAAAGUAAAGGGAGUAUUACCUCAGGACAUCUUAUGUAUCAUGGGACUAUUUUAACUUAUUCUUAAGUAUACUCCGUAUAUUGCUGUAAUGUUUUAACCCUCAAGACAAUAUAUUGUCUUGUUCUUAUCAUGAUGCAACCCUGUGCCUGUGUUUUGCUUUUAGAAGCUAACAUGCAAAUAUUUGUAAUAUGCUAACAAGUAUUCUGUACAAACUAGCCUUAUGAAAAGGGUAAACUGCAAAUAAAAUCAUUUUAUUAUAUUGA